GACGGAGAGAGAAUUUUAUACACACAGAGAGAUAUUUUUCUUCUUCUUCUUCUUCGUCUUCUGGAAUUGGUUUUAACGGACGUUAGGUUUUUUUUUUGUUGAAGGCGUUUAAGUUAAGAUUUAAUGGCGGAACACGGUGAAGAGGCGAAGCAUACAGAGAGUUUGAUGGAGAAGAUAUCAGAGAAGAUUCAUUCACAUGAUUCUUCAUCAUCGUCUUCAUCUGAUUCUGAUAAUGAAAAGGAAGUUAAACAUCAUUCAGUACCUACAUCUUCAUCACCAAAAGGUGUUCAGUCUGCUAUUAAUCGGCUCUUUGGAAGGAAGAAACCUGUUCAUCAUGUCUUUGGUGGUGGCAAACCUGCUGAUGUUUUCUUAUGGAGGAACAAGAAGAUUUCAGCUAGUGUUCUUGGUGGAGCUACUGUUGCAUGGGUUCUAUUUGAAUUGUUGGAAUACCACUUGCUCACUUUGGUCUGCCACUGUGCUAUAUUGACUUUGGCUGUUCUGUUCUUGUGGUCGAAUGCAUCUACCUUCAUCCAAAAGUCUCGCCCAAAAAUUCCUGAAGUCCAUCUUCCUGAGGACCCAUUCUUGCAGAUUGCUGCUGGCUUGAGAAUUGAGAUUAACAGGGCUCUAGCUUGCUUGCGCGAGAUUGCUUCAGGACAUGAUUUGAAGAAGUUUCUUGCUGUGAUUGCUGGAUUGUGGGUUCUAUCCAUUGUGGGAGCUUGGUGCAAUUUCUUGACCUUGUUCUACAUAGUGUUCGUGUUGCUACACACUGUUCCCGUGCUCUAUGAGAAAUAUGAGGACCAAGUUGAUACCUUUGCUGAGAAGGCUAUGCACGAGUUGAAGAAACAAUAUGUGGUGUUUGACGAGAAGGUUCUAAGCAAGAUCCCAAGAGGUCCACUGAAAAACAAGAAGCUCUAGAUGAGUAACAAAGGUAUUCUAUAACCCAGUAGUAGGUUUUGAGAAAACAUUUGGUUGGGUGUACCUGUGGUUUUGAAGACGUGGUUGUGAUUUUAUCCAUUGAUGGCUGUGACCCUUGUUUCUUUGUUCUUCUUUUUUUUUGGGUUUCUUUUUUUUCGGUCUUAAGUAGCAUCUGGGUUCUCCAUUUUGGAUGAAUAUGGUAUUUUGUAGGAUUUAAAAACUCAUAUUUCUCUUAUGUUUCGUAUAUGGGGUGAAUGAUUAGAUAUUGUAAGGGAAAUGUUAAUCACAACUUAUUACUUUGAUCAGUUCUUUGUUCAUAUAUCAUGUAACUUGUUGUGUUGUGAUGAUA
Molecule: messenger RNA, 1264 nt
Organism: Papaver somniferum (opium poppy)
Lineage: Eukaryota; Viridiplantae; Streptophyta; Magnoliopsida; Ranunculales; Papaveraceae
Product: reticulon-like protein B3
Exons: 5
Coding region: 124-915 (263 amino acids)
Source: RefSeq, a predicted model, not a curated record